AUGAGCAUAGUAGGAAAUAAUUAUAGAGGCGAUGAUAGCACAUCCGAUGACGACAUAUUAAUUGAUCACAUUAAAAAAAAUGUGUAUUCUACUAAAUUAAAUAAUACCAAAAUAAAUGAUACCAAAAUAAAUGAUACCAAAAUAAAUGAUGCCAAAAUAAAUGAUUCCAAAAUAAAUGAUAAUACAACUUGUAUACCAAAUAAAGAAAAUGUUAUAACGAAUAAUAGUAAGCCAACUGCAAAGGAAAAAUGCAGUACUAUUCGGCGUGUUGGAUCGAAAUUAAAUACAAAAGGGAAAAAUGAAGAAAAUUUAAAUGUGUGUAAAAUAAAAAAAAAACAAAAAAGUAUUAGUGCUGAUAAUGAUAAUUUAAAUUCAAAUAAUACUAUCAGUGAAGGAAAAAAGACAUUAAAACAUUUAAAAGGAUCUGUAAAGACAAAAAAAGAAACAGGUGAAAAAUCAUCGCGAGUUAAAGAAGAAAAAAAAAUAGCAAAUAAAGUAAAAAAAGAAACGAUUAAGAAACCCAAAAAGAUACCUAAAAAAUCCGAAGAAAAUUUCGAACCAAUAAAUAGAUGGUGGGAAAAAAUAGAUGAUCAAUCUGAUACACAAUGGAACUAUUUAGAGCAUAGAGGUAUUAUAUUUUCUCCUCCAUAUGUACAACACAAUAUUCCCAUUUUUUAUAAAAGUGUUAAAAUAGAAUUAAAUCCUAAAGCAGAGGAAUUAGCUACAUAUUGGUGUAGUGUAAUAGGAACGGAUUAUUGUACAAAAGAAAAGUUUAUAUUAAAUUUUUUUAAAACAUUUAUAAAUAAUUUAGAGAAGGAUAAUAUUAUAAGACGAGAAAAUGAACAUAAACUAAAGAACGGAGAUAUAUCAAAUUUUAAAUUUAUUGAUUUUAUGACAAUUAAAGAGAAUUUAAUUAAAUUAAGAGAAGAACGAUUAAAUAAAACAAAAGAAGAAAAAGAAGAAGAAAAAAAAAUUCGAAUGGAAAAAGAAUUGCCAUAUACAUUUGCAUUAGUUGAUUGGAUUCGUGAAAAAAUCUCAAGCAACAAAGCAGAACCACCUGGUUUAUUUAGAGGUAGAGGAGAGCAUCCAAAACAAGGAUUAUUAAAAAAAAGAAUUUUUCCAGAAGAUGUUGUAAUUAAUAUAAGUAAAGAUGCACCUGCCCCUCGACUCUAUGAUGAUAUGUGUGGACACAAUUGGGGAGAUAUAUAUCAUGAUAACAAAGUUACAUGGUUAGCUUAUUACAAGGAUAGUAUUAAUGAUCAAAUAAAAUACACAUUUUUAUCAGCUCAAUCAAAAUUCAAAGGAUAUAAAGAUUUUUUAAAAUAUGAAAAUGCCAGAAAGUUAAAAUCAUGCGUACAUAAAAUUAGAAAAGAUUAUCAAAAUAAAAUGAAGAGUAAAAACAUUAUUAAUAAACAAUUAGGCACAGCUGUUUAUUUAAUCGACUUUUUAGCUUUAAGAGUAGGAGGAGAAAAAGAUAUUGAUGAAGAAGCAGAUACAGUGGGUUGUUGUAGUUUGAGAGUAGAGCAUGUUAGCUUUUCUCAUAAUGUAAUUAUAAAAAAUGAAAAUACAAAUGAUGAAAAUGAUAAUAAAAUAAGCAAGAUACCGUUACCUAAAAAUUUAGAAGAUAUUUUAGAAGAUGAUUGUUACGUAACAUUAGACUUUUUAGGUAAAGAUAGUAUCAGAUAUUUCAAUACUGUAAAAAUUGAUAAGCAAGCAUAUAUUAAUAUGAUAAUAUUUUGUAAAAAUAAAAAUAAAGAUGAAGGAGUAUUUGACCAAAUAACUUGCUCAAAAUUAAAUGAAUAUUUAAAAGAAAUAAUGCCAACAUUAUCAGCAAAGGUUUUUCGUACAUACAAUGCUUCAAUUACUCUAGAUCAACAAUUAAGAAGAUUAAAGGAAAUAAAAGGAAAAAAUGACAAUUCUUUAUUAUUUUGUGAUAUUGAUAUCCGAAAAACAAAAAAAAUUAAAUUAGAAAAUGCAACAUCAUCAUCAAAUGUGUUAAGUGAUUAUAACGGUGCAUCACAUAAUGAAAAAAUUGAAAAAAAGGAAAAUGACAAUACAUCUAGUAAUGAAAAUAUGAUGAAAAAAGAAAAUGGGGAUAAUAAAAAUUCUCCAAUAGAAGUAGAUGUAUCCAAUGUUAAUGAUCUUAUUAACUUUUUUAACAAUGCUAAUAGAGAAGUUGCUAUUCUUUGUAACCAUCAAAGAAGUAUUCCAAAACAACAUGAUACAACAAUGUCUAAAAUAAAAAAGCAAAUUGAAAUUUAUAAUGAAGAUAUGCAAGAGUAUAAAAAAUAUUUACAAUAUUUAAAAAAAAAUAAUAAUGAAAAGGAAUUUACUUUUGUUUCAAAAGUUGUUACAUUAGAUGGAUCCUUACGACCAAAUAAAGUCAAAGAAAACAUGAAAGAAGAAUCAUGUAAAAAAAAACUAAUCGCCCUUAUUAAAAAGGUAGAAUUACUAGAAAAUCAAAUGAAAGUAAGAGAUGAUAAUAAAACAAUAGCAUUAGGAACUUCAAAAAUUAAUUACAUGGAUCCAAGAAUAACUGUUGCAUUUUGUAAGCAAUUCGAAAUACCAAUAGAAAAAAUAUUUAACAGAAGUCUAAGACUUAAGUUUCCUUGGGCAAUGUUUGUCACUAAAAAUUUUCGUUUUUAA
This is a messenger RNA of Plasmodium berghei ANKA, 2646 nucleotides long. Its product is annotated as topoisomerase I, putative. Gene Ontology annotation, biological process: DNA topological change; DNA replication; chromosome segregation. The record is from RefSeq and is a predicted model, not a curated record. Lineage: Eukaryota; Apicomplexa; Aconoidasida; Haemosporida; Plasmodiidae. The coding region runs from base 1 to 2646 and encodes 881 amino acids. Gene Ontology annotation, molecular function: DNA binding; DNA topoisomerase type I (single strand cut, ATP-independent) activity. The transcript has a single exon. Gene Ontology annotation, cellular component: nucleolus; chromosome.